CUGACUUGGAUGCCCGUAGUCGUACUGCUCCCUGCCGACCAGCUAUUCGUAACCCGACACGAUUGACUGCAGCACAGGUGAACUGGAGAGGAGCAGUGUGUUUGGCGCAUGUCGAAAAUCCAGCUAUCAAGUCGAUAAUCAUCGUUUCGCUGAAGCGCUACCUUCACACUACCGCCCUGAGCUCGAGCAACACGUCCUGGCCUAAUCUGGCCUGAGAAGGUCACCUCUCGGUCCCUUGCAUUUAGCAACCCGCCAAGAUGCGGUUAGACAUAAAGAGGCAACUUUUUGCCAGAUCGGAGAGAGUCAAGGGCAUUGAUUUUCAUCCCACCGAGCCAUGGAUCUUGACUACCUUAUACAGUGGCCAUGUGUAUAUCUGGUCUUACGAGACGCAGGCUAUUGUAAAGACCUUUGAGCUUACGGACGUUCCGGUCCGAGCAGGUCGCUUCAUUGCACGUAAAAACUGGAUUGUAUGCGGCUCGGACGACUUCCAGCUUCGCGUGUACAAUUACAAUACGUCGGAGAAAAUUACCUCCUUUGAAGCUCAUCCCGAUUACAUUCGAGCGAUCGUAGUCCAUCCUACCCAGCCCUUCGUGCUGACCGCGUCCGAUGACAUGACCAUCAAAUUGUGGGAUUGGGAGAGGGGAUGGAAAUGUGUCCGCGUUUUCGAAGGUCAUAGCCACUACGUUAUGGGACUGGCUAUAAACCCUAAAGAUACCAAUACCUUUGCAUCCGCCUGUUUGGACCGGACGGUUAAGAUAUGGAAUUUGGGAUCAUCCUCGGCGAACUUCACCUUGGAGGCGCAUGAGACUAAGGGGGUCAAUUAUGUCGAUUAUUAUCCUCAGUCGGACAAGCCUUACCUGCUGACAACUUCGGACGAUCGAACGGUGAAAGUUUGGGACUACACUACAAAGUCGCUCAUUGCGACUCUAGAAGGCCAUUUAACAAACGUCUCCUUUGCAUGCUAUCAUCCGGAGCUUCCAAUCAUUAUCUCCGGAUCUGAGGAUGGAACUGUGAAGAUAUGGCACGCAAAUACUUACAGACUCGAGCAGUCCAUUUCAUAUGGUCUGGAGCGAGCAUGGUGCGUCAGCUACCAGCGCGGUAACCAGGGCAUCGCGAUAGGUUUCGAUGAUGGUGCUGUAGUGGUAAAAAUGGGGCGGGAGGAACCGGCUGUUUCCAUGGACAGCUCUGGAAAGCUCAUUUGGGCCAAGCACAAUGAGGUGCUAUCAGCCGUGAUCAAGGGUGGAGAUGCAACCCUUCAGGAUGGCGCACCUUUGACCUUACCGGCCAAGGAUCUCGGAUCAUGUGAAGUUUACCCUCAGUCACUUCUCCACUCACCCAAUGGCCGUUUCGUAUCAGUUUGCGGCGACGGCGAGUAUAUCAUCUAUACAGCUCUUGCGUGGCGAAACAAAGCUUUCGGCUCUGCUCUAGAUUUUGCCUGGGGUUCCAAGGACAACAGCAAUGAUUAUGCAAUCAGAGAGUCGACCACGAGCGUUCGGAUAUUCAGAAAUUUCAAAGAAAAGGGAGGCGGGCUCGACGUUGGCUUCCAAGCUGAAGGUCUCGCUGGCGGAGUUUUGCUCGGUGUAAAGGGCCAAGGUGGAAUCGGGCUCUUCGAUUGGGAAACCGGGGGCUUGGUUCGAAGAAUUGAGGUCGAACCCAAGAACGUAUACUGGUCCGAAAGUGGAGAACUCGUGGUCCUUGCUUGCGAGGACACCUUCUACGUCCUACGCUAUUCGAGAGAAAAUUAUAUUGCUGCUGUGAAUGCUGGUGAGGUUGAGGAAGAUGGUGUAGAGUCAGCCAUCGAGGUUGUCACUGAUAUUAACGAAACUGUCCGAACGGGAGAGUGGGUUGGCGACUGCUUUAUCUACUCUAACUCUACCAACCGCCUAAACUAUCUUGUCGGUGAUCAAACAUACACCAUUUCACACUUUGAUCAGCCAAUGUAUAUUUUGGGUUACCUACCCCGAGAUGGAAGAGUCUAUGUUGCAGACAAAGAUGUCAAUGUCAUCUCUUACUCAUUAUCACUCUCCGUGGUGGAGUAUCAAACGCUAGUGCUCAGAGGUGAUAUGGAUGCAGCAAAUGAGAUCCUAGCGGAUAUUCCUGAGGAGCAGAGAAACAAGGUCGCUCGCUUCCUCGAGGGCCAGAACUACAAGGAGCUGGCCCUGGAGGUUGCUACUGAUUCCGAACAAAAAUUCGACCUUGCUCUUGGUCUGGGUCGCCAUGACAUUGCUCUUGAAAUUGCUCGCCAGGCUGACGUGGAGCAUAAAUGGAAGAUCAUUGGUGAUGCUGCUUUGGCAGGUUGGGAUCUUGCUCUUGCGGAAGAAUGCUUCACGCAUGCCAAAGACUUGGGAUCGCUUCUCCUCCUUCAUUCUUCCACUGCCAACGUUGCUGCACUUCGCCGGCUGGCUGAGCAAGCGUCUGCCACAAAUUCCAAUAACAUUGCAUUCUCUUGCUUGUGGCAGAUUGGCGACAUCGAAGGCUGUAUAGAUCUACUCCUCCGUACCAAUAGAGUCGCCGAGGCCGUCUUGUUUGCUCAGACCUAUAAGCCGAGCAAAGCUCCGCAAGUAGCUACGCAAUGGAAGAAGACCCUUGAAGCCGAAUCCAAGGGCAAGAUCAGCCGAAUGAUUGCCAUGCCUCCGGGUGCUGAUGGCGCUGAUGACGAGCUUUUCCCAGAAUGGAAUGGAUAUCUUGAGCUUGAAAAGCGAGGCCCAUCCGCGCAGAACUUGAUCGACGUUGAUGUCGUGGGCGAAGGUGAGCCGGAAGCAGACAGCGCAACUGCCGGCGGUGACGCUACUGAGCCACAUGCUACCGAGGACACGAAUGGCGUUGAGGAAAAGGUUGAAGAGCAGGCUGAGGCUGAUAUUCAGCAGGAGGCCGAAGCAGAGGAAGAGGAAUCAUAAACUAUUCAUACUUUGCGCUUCUUUUUAGUUGUUCACCUAGUCUUAUUUCCCACGUCUCGACGGUACGAAGGGCCGGCAAAGAGUUCUGUAAUCUAGUUGCUAGACGUCUGUUGAUCACUUUGAAAAGAAAAUAAUUAUUAGCACCUUGCUUAGCCCAUUUUACGCUGCUCCUGAC
This is a messenger RNA of Xylona heveae TC161, 3072 nucleotides long. Its product is annotated as coatomer beta. Lineage: Eukaryota; Fungi; Ascomycota; Xylonomycetes; Xylonales; Xylonaceae. Bases 258 to 2897 code for a protein of 879 amino acids. Gene Ontology annotation, biological process: endoplasmic reticulum to Golgi vesicle-mediated transport; intracellular protein transport; retrograde vesicle-mediated transport, Golgi to endoplasmic reticulum. The transcript is spliced from 9 exons. Gene Ontology annotation, cellular component: COPI vesicle coat. Gene Ontology annotation, molecular function: structural molecule activity; protein binding. The record is from RefSeq and is a predicted model, not a curated record.